AUGUCGAAAUACGAACUGUCUUCGUGGAAAUCCCACCAAUGCUUACCACCAGAUGGCAGUUUUUUCCAUCCAUCUUGUCAACACGAAAUCCACAAAAUCACCUCAACUUCCCAGGCUGUUUUCCCCAAGAUGCUGGACAAAAUUCACAGAUUUUCCUGCAUCACCUCAUUCCUCAAGCGGAGGGGUAUUUUCAACCCUUCUUCGCGGGCUUUUUGCUCAGCUUCCGGGAAGAUUCUCGUGGAAUUCAGCUCUCCCAACAUAGCCAAACCCUUCCAUGUCGGCCACCUGAGAUCCACCAUCAUUGGGAAUUUCAUAGCUAAUCUCUUUGAGGAUUCUGGGCAGGCAGUUUGGAGAAUAAAUUACCUGGGAGAUUGGGGAACGCAAUUUGGACUCUUGAAACUCGGCGUGGAGCAGCUGAAUCUCACCGAGGAGGACUUAAAAUCCGACCCUAUUAAGCAACUGUUUAGAGCCUACGUGGCGGCUAAUGAAAAAGCUAAGGAAGACGAAGGAAUCGCGUCAAAAGCUAGAGAAAUCUUCUCCCGGAUGGAACUGGAGGAUGGGGAUGAUUUAUCCAGGUGGAAUCUGUACAGGGAGUUCACAGUGGCUGAGCUGAAAAGGGUGUAUAGUAGACUCGGAGUUUGUUUUGAUGCGUACGAGUGGGAAUCAAUGUACAGGAGGAAGAAUAUAGAGGACAUUCUUGAGGAUCUCAGGAAAAAGGGAAUUUUAAGUAAGGAAUCCGACGGGAAGGAGACCGUAGAGGUAAAUGGGCGGAAAGUGGCAGUUGUAAAAAGCGACGGGACGACACUUUACCUGGCCAGGGAUAUUGCAGCUGUCCUGGAUCGGAUGCAAAAGCACAAUUUCUCUCACCUUUUCUACAUUGUCGAUUCCGGGCAGAGUGAUCACUUCCGGGCCCUUUUCCACAUUGUCCAGAAGCUAGGAAUCACCCAGGUGAGUCAUGUGAAGUUCGGAAGAAUAAAGGGAAUGAGCACGAGAAGGGGGAGUGUUGUUUUCUUAGAAGACAUUCUCAAUGAAGCUCGGGAUAUAAUGAGGGAGAAACAAGUGAAAUCCUCAACGACAAAAGUCAAUCUGUCGGAUUUGACCGACAAAACAGCUGAUAUCCUCGGGAUUUCCGCUGUCAUCGUCAACGACCUGAAGCAACGCCGGCAAAAAGAUUACAAUUUCGACUGGAAGAAUGCCCUGCAAGUGGAAGGGGACACAGGAAUCAAACUCCAGUACACUCAUUGCCGCCUGGUCAGCCUAUCUGAAAAAGCCGGAAUAGAACCCGAUCUCACCCUCAAUCCCGAACUCCUCCCUCACACAAAAUGCCAAGAAAUCAUCCUCGAACUCGACAAAUUCCCCUCAAUCCUGGCCAGAAGCCGCGAAUCCCUGGAAGCCUGCAUCCUGGUCACCUAUCUCUUCACCCUCUGCAACACCAUCAGCCGCUGCCUGAAAACAGCCCGCGUGAAGCAAGAACCCAGCCUGGACCUUCAGCGUCAGCGACUACUCAUCUUCAACACUGCCCGCAAAACCCUAGCCCAUGGAAUGAAAAUUCUCGGGCUGCAACCUCUAGAUCGCAUGUGA
Phlebotomus papatasi is the source of this 1581-nucleotide messenger RNA. RefSeq names its product probable arginine--tRNA ligase, mitochondrial (gene ArgRS-m). The transcript has 2 exons. NCBI's taxonomy places the organism in Eukaryota, Metazoa, Arthropoda, Insecta, Diptera, Psychodidae. Gene Ontology annotation, biological process: arginyl-tRNA aminoacylation; mitochondrial translation. The record is from RefSeq and is a predicted model, not a curated record. Gene Ontology annotation, cellular component: mitochondrion. Gene Ontology annotation, molecular function: ATP binding; arginine-tRNA ligase activity. The coding region runs from base 1 to 1581 and encodes 526 amino acids.